CGGCUGUUGAGUUCAUUCAUAAUAUAUAAUUGAAAAUCUGAAAUUUACGACCUCUUCGAAGGGGGGCUUGGCCUUGGGCUUCUGAUAUAAAAUAAAACUCAAACUUUUGCUACUCAUCUGCGCCAGCGAGUUUAAGAUCUAGAUCUUCCAAUAUCUGUUGUUUUGUUCUUUUCCGCUGCUGUUGCAUAGCUCUUUUGAUUUCUGUUGUAGAAAACAACAUCCUCGUGGAGAUCGUUGAACAGUCUCGCGCCGGCGAUGUUUCUAGCAGAAGUUUUCCAUUCGUGUUUCGUACGCAGGACGAGUUUUUCUGGUUCUUCGUAGCACCCAGUAAUGCGACUAAUACGUAAAACGAAAGAGAUGAAUCAGUGGAAGACAAAAAGCAAAAUCCCGCAACAUGGUGCCUGCAAUUCAUAAGUUUCAUUUUGACAAAAAAGUCAUUCUGUUUGGCGAAGGAGGAUUCAAAUUUGCAGCUGCAUACGCACUUCGAAACCCGACACACCAUUUGGUUGCCACCACUUUGGAGAGCGCCGAUGACGUCUUCUGCAGAGAUCCGCUCGCCAGGAAGCGCGUCGCCGCUCUCCGCGACGUCGGUCACGAAGUUCACUUUGACACAGAUUAUCGCAGAUAUUCAAUGGAGAUAGAGAAAUCCAGACGGCCGCCGAUGUUUACCAAGUUGGGUGGGAAAACUUCCCUCGAAUGGGACUUUGGCAAACUUCCCUUGGGUGGAAACGUGAAUCUUGGGCGCGCCGUCCCGCCACGGAUUUAUUGCUGCGGACUAAUGACAAGAGGGGGUUGCACGAAUUUGACAUCGUCAUCUUCAAUUUUCCCUACGUCAAAGAAGACCCACGUCCAGAGUGGAAGCCUGCAGGAACGCUACCCACGUCAUGUAAGAGCGCAGCACUCAUCGUCGACUUCCUAGUCUUCUGCAGCCAGGAAGCAAAAAUCGGAGCGGAGAUUCUCUUGGGUCUCGCUACGUCGAAAAGCAUGACGUUUUUUGACGAUCAAAAUACAGAUAGCGACAACGAACACGAAGAAUUUCCGGAGUGCUACCGACCGGAUCAGUACGGCAAGUACGCCCAAUUUUCUGCAGAGAGCCUCGUUUCGCAAGUCUUGGCAGGGAAUUACGCCGCGCUGUACGAGACUGACCGUCUUCUUCCGGUGUUGUUGCUCGAGGACAAAGACAAAGACUACUACAGCAUGUAUGAAAACGAACCGGUGGCAUACGAACACGUUGCGGAGUCCAACAACAAAACGCAUGCCGAACACUCCGUCGCCCGGCAUUUGGAAGUCCAACAACAAAACGCUUUUUCGUUUCACUUUGCUACCAUGCUGUCACAACAGAGCUUCUUGCUCUAUUCCAUUUCGCCAAUUCUACGGGCAAUCGAUCAAAUUACCUACUGGAUCAAGUUUCGCGCAGACACCGCCCCUUCCGUCGGCAAUGCCGAACUCUUGUUCGACGAGUGUCAUCAAGCCCUCGUGGACUGGGCUAACCGUAGCGAACUUGAUUCAGGACUUGCAGUUGCCCUUAGUGCCGGCGCGAACUUUUACGCCGGCUUCUACUCGAAAGAUUUGCAGAAGAAGUGUGGCGUCAGCGAUCUCUUACGAAAGGAACGCCGUCUUGCGGAACGGGCGUGUGGCAGCAACCUCGUUAUAA
This is a messenger RNA of Amoebophrya sp. A120, 1654 nucleotides long. The record is from the annotation of a GenBank genome assembly. NCBI's taxonomy places the organism in Eukaryota, Dinophyceae, Syndiniales, Amoebophryaceae.